AACACUAUCUACAACUGGCACUCAAAAUAAUAUUUUAUUCUCCAACAACUUCGACAUUGCUAUCACUAGUAUUACUGUCAGUAUCAUUAAUAUCAUCGAUGAUAUGCCUCGAUGUCAUCACAAGGCGGAGUGCUUGAAUCUCUACUCGGUCUGAAGCGAGUAUCCGAACAUUCCAUGCAUCAGCACGACGCUGUGUGUCUAUCUGCUGAUUCGGCAGGAGGGAAGCAAAUCUGUCAUGUAAAUUAGAGAACAAGCUGGUACACGUCUCUGGGAUGAUAUGCGCGACAUUCAACGAUUUGCAAAUGUAUGGCCACGCACAAGCUGGGUCGCUAUCCUCGUGUGGUCUAUCUCUGAUGAUGUCGAUGAAUUUAUUGUGGAAUCGCCGGGCCAGUUCCCGAGCAUUGAGACCUUCAAAUUCGAUGGCUGUGCUAGGCACAGCGAAAAAUCCAGUAUGUACUGUAUCUGGGCAUCUACGGACGAAGCGGUGAAAAAGAGAACACGUCUGGUGGUGUGCCUUGACAGUAUAUAUAAAGUAUCAGACAUAGCCUAUGAUAUUAUUCUUUUGGAUGAAGAUGUCUUGAGCCGCUUUAGGGAACUACUCGAAAAUGCCGCAAAAGUGAUAGUGAUGCAACAUCGACUCACAGAAAGCACAAUCAAUUUCUAUUCUACUAUAAUGGGGUUAGAUCCUGACGAUCCGUCUCACAUCACCAAACGGAAAUUCAAGAAGCCAACCGUCUUACAGCCUAUCAAAGCCGAUUUUACGAUGAUGCUGUUAUACAUCAUGAGGGAGGUUGCCGCUCAGGAGUUCGGUCAGGAAGCCAUGAAGCGAGUCAAAGAAGUAUGGGCACAGGUGCAGAAGGACCCAUGAGCAACCCGGUUCCUCAGUGACCCAAACACAUAUGCUUCAGAAUGCGAUAUUCUUAUUGUCACAAGUGUAAUGCAGGCAGGCCAUAGCCUUGAUCGACAUUUCGUGACCAGCUAUGAUUUUCUUUUCAAUGGAGUGUUGACGUUCAGAGAAGAGUUGCAGUUUGUUUC
This is a messenger RNA of Radiomyces spectabilis, 1035 nucleotides long. RefSeq lists its product as uncharacterized. The transcript has 4 exons. The record is from RefSeq and is a predicted model, not a curated record. The coding region runs from base 278 to 868 and encodes 196 amino acids. NCBI's taxonomy places the organism in Eukaryota, Fungi, Mucoromycota, Mucoromycetes, Mucorales, Radiomycetaceae.